Molecule: messenger RNA, 2120 nt
Organism: Xyrauchen texanus (razorback sucker)
Lineage: Eukaryota; Metazoa; Chordata; Actinopteri; Cypriniformes; Catostomidae
Product: matrix metalloproteinase-9-like
Exons: 10
Coding region: 107-1612 (501 amino acids)
Biological process (GO): proteolysis; collagen catabolic process; extracellular matrix organization
Cellular component (GO): extracellular matrix
Molecular function (GO): metalloendopeptidase activity; zinc ion binding
Source: RefSeq, a predicted model, not a curated record
ACAACAAGACUGCACGUUCUUCACUUCUGGCUUGAUCAGUUUCUCCAGCUUUGUUUUCUGUUUCCUUACUAAAGUUUACUUUGAUCUGUGACUUGAAGCUCUAAAUAUGAGACUUGGAGUCCUGUCAUUUCUGGUCCUAGGAUCCUGCUCAUUAACAGUGUGGUGUCUGCCACUACAAUCUGUGUAUGUGACAUUCCCUGGAGAUGUGAUCAAGAACAUGACAGAUAUACAGCUGGCAGAUGAUUACCUGAAGCGUUAUGGCUACAUAGAUGUCUUGCAGAAGAGUGGAAAGCAAUCAGUAGUAUCCAAAUCUAAAGCACUGAAGAAUCUCCAAAGGCAUCUCGGACUGCAGGAGACAGGGACACUUGACAAACGCACGAUUGAUGCAAUGAAGCAGCCUCGUUGUGGGGUCCCAGACAUCCGUAACUAUCAGACUUUUGCUGGGGACCUGAAAUGGAACCACCAAGAUGUCACAUACAAAAUUCUGAAUUAUUCUCCUGACAUGGAAGCCUCUUUGAUUGAUGACGUAUUUGCCAGAGCUUUCAAGGUGUGGAGUGAUGUGACCCCUCUGACCUUUACCCGCAUCUAUGAGGGCACUGCUGAAAUCAUGAUCUCCUUUGGGAGAGCAGAACAUGGUGAUGGCUACCCAUUUGAUGGCACAAAUGGCCUGCUGGCUCACGCCUAUCCUCCAGGUGAAGGAAUAUUGGGGGAUGCCCAUUUCGAUGAUGAUGAAUACUGGACACUGGGCACCGGACCAGGAUACAGUCUGUUUCUGGUAGCUGCCCAUGAGUUCGGACAUGCACUUGGUCUGGACCACUCUAACAUCAAAGAUGCUCUGAUGUAUCCCAUGUACAAAUAUGUAGAGGAUUUAUCUCUACAUAGUGACGAUAUCAAGGGCAUUCAGUCUCUAUAUGGACCUAAAACAGGCCCUGAUCCCACUCCACCACAAACCAAGACGACCAAUUCCUCUCCAAUCAUGCCAACUAGACCCAACCCAAGUGAGACAACUGCAUCUGUUUCCACUGCAACACAUGUAGUAGACCCUUCUCAGGAUGCCUGUGAAAUCAAAGAAUUUGAUGCCAUCACUGAAAUCCAGAAAGAGCUUUAUUUCUUCAAGGAUGGGCUCUACUGGAAAUUAUCAAGCACUGGAGAACGCAAAGGUCCUUUCUUAGUAUCUAAGAAAUGGCCUGCCCUGCCAGCAGUCAUUAAUACUGCCUUUGAAGACCAACUUACUAAAAAUAUUUACUUCUUUGCAGAAAAACAGUUCUGGGUAUAUACUGGAAAUGAAGUACUCGGACCACGUAGCAUUGAGAUGCUCGGCCUACCAUUAGAAAGAGUGGUGGGAGCAAUCCAGAGAAAAAAUGGCAAAGUGCUUCUGUUUAACGGCGAGAACUUCUGUAGACUGGAUGUAAAGACUCAGUUGAUAGACAGAGAGUACCCUAAAUUGACUGAAUCAGCUUUUGGUGGAGUGCCUACCGAUUCACACAAUGUAUUCCUGCACAAGGGAUUCUUUUACUUUUGCCGGGACGGUUUCUACUGGAGAAUGAAUUCCAAAAAGCAGGUUGACCAAAUUGCAUAUGUGAAGUACAAACUCCUGAAAUGCACAGUCUAAUGAAGACGUCCAACAUCCUAACCUGAUGACAGAGCCCUUUAUAAUAGGAAAACAUUACUCUUCAGUGUAGAUUUAGUGAGGAAUAAACUAAUGUAUUAAAUUUAAAGUCUCUGUUAUGGGGAUUUUGACUUUAACUGUUAAUGGAGAAGAGCAGUUUUAUCAUUGAAAUGAUCAUAGGCACAUCAAAUGGGAUGUUAGACAUAUUUGUAUGUCUACUUUAACGUGAUCUGAUAAUUUAUUAUUAUUUCAGUUUAUUUUAUAACUUGCUUAGGUCUGAAUGUGUUCCUUAACAGAAUAUUACGAGAAACUUUAAUCUUGUUAUAUAAAACUAUAAUGAGGCAAUGGCCGUGUUAAUCUUGGAAUUAACUUUGUGUUUGUAAACAUAGGAGUGGAGUCACAACAAGAACAGUCAAGGUCAAAUUAACUUAUUGAUGACCCACAUUAAUUGUUGUUUUGUACAACGUGUUAAUUCUCUGUGUUGACCACACUCAAAUGUUAAUUUUUUUAU